UAAAAAGGGAGAGCUAAUUGAAGGCUAGAAUAUAUUUUUAUCAGGACUACCAAGCAAUGGUGGCACAGCUUGAACAUCAAUUUCGCUUAGGAAAACUUUCCAUACAAGGAUUAUGGUUUUACUGCCAGCCAAUGAUGGGUUCAAUGCAAGCACUGUCUAUGGUGGUGAAAAAGGCUGCAGCCAGUAACUGUGUUGGUUCUGCAGUCCUUAACCUCUUGCAAAGCCAGGCAAAGGCAAUGGCUGGUGAUCACGUAGUGAGGUCUUUGCUGGAAAAGAUGUCACAAUCAGCAAGCACUGCGUAUCUUGGAAUAUUAGAGAGGUGGGUGUAUGAAGGAGUGAUUGAUGAUCCUUAUGGUGAAUUCUUUAUUGCUGAGAACAAGUCUCUUCAGAAGGAGAGUCUUACUCAAGAUUAUGAUGCCAAGUACUGGCAACAACGUUACAGCCUGAAAGAUGAAAUUCCUAGCUUCCUUGCAAAUGCAGCGGAAACAAUUUUGAUCACUGGAAAAUAUUUAAAUGUCAUGAGAGAGUGUGGACAUAGCAUUCAGAUCCCUGUGGCAGAAAAGUCAAAGUUGACAAGUGCAGGCUCAAAUCAUCACUAUUUGGAGUGCAUCAAGUCUGCUUAUGAUUUUGCCAGUGGCGAACUAUUAAAUCUUGUUAAAAACAAGUAUGAUCUCAUGGGUAAACUGCAAUCUAUUAAGCACUAUCUUCUUCUUGAUCAGGGUGAUUUCUUAGUGCACUUCAUGGAUACAGCUAAAGAGGAGCUCAUGAAGAAGCCUGAUGAGAUCUCUGUGGAGAAGCUACAGUCUCUUCUAGACCUUGCUUUGCGAUCUACUGCAGCUGGUGCAGAUCCUUGCCAUGAGGACUUAUUAUGUUGUGUGGAGAGGACUACUUUAUUGAAAAGAUUGAGUACAUUGAAAGAUCUUGAAAUCAGCCGGUCUGCUCCAGAUAGCAAUGAUUUAGAGGAGCCACUGAGCAUUACUGGCUUGGAAACUUUUUCUUUGAAUUACAAGGUUAGAUGGCCCUUAUCUCUUGUAAUAUCACGGAAAGCCUUGACAAAAUAUCAGUUGAUUUUCAGAUUUCUAUUUCACUGUAAGCAUGUUGAUAGGCAACUCUCUGGGGCAUGGCAAGUACAUCAGGGUCUCCGCAAGCUUGACAUGCAAGGAACUACAGUUUCUGUAUCAUCUUUGUUAUGUCGCAAUAUGCUGAAGUUCAUAAAUAGUCUCCUACACUAUUUGACAUUUGAGGUGCUUGAACCUAACUGGCAUGUAAUGCUCAGUAGACUUCAAACAGCGAAAAGCAUUGACGAGGUUAUCCAAUACCAUGACUUUUUUCUUGAUAAGUGCUUGAGGGAAUGUGUGCUUCUAUCACCAGCCCUUCUUAAGAAAGUGGAGAGGUUGAAAUUGAUUUGUCUGCAAUAUGCAGCUGCAAUGCAACGGCUGAUUACCUCCUCGUUGGAUACUACUGACAAUGACACAUUGUCUAAUGAUUCUCCCAGUAAAGAAAAAUAUAAGAACUUGAAACUAAGGACCCCAUAUCAGAUGCUGAGGCUAGCUCCUGAAAACGUCACAGUAUUAGAAUCCGUUCUGAAAUUUGAGAAGGAAUUUUCGUUUGAGCUUCAUAGCCUGGGACCGAUAUUAAGCAGUGGCUCUCGAGCAGAACCAUACUUGACUCAUCUUGCACAGUGGAUCCUUGGUGUGGGAAAAGACCAGUAAGCUGAUUGUAUUUGUUGCCUACAAACUUAGUUUUAAAAUUGCAGUUUUAGUAAUCUUUCUUUUUAUUUAUGUCUGUUCAAUUUCUUCUUCUUAAAAACUGGGUUGAGCUUGUAGAGUGUGAUCAUUCUGAAAUCAAAUCAAGCUUUUCUUUUUAUUUACGUCUGUUUGAUAGAUACUGAAGUAAAUAUGU
Solanum stenotomum is the source of this 1902-nucleotide messenger RNA. Its product is annotated as gamma-tubulin complex component 2. Gene Ontology annotation, cellular component: centrosome; gamma-tubulin small complex; equatorial microtubule organizing center. Lineage: Eukaryota; Viridiplantae; Streptophyta; Magnoliopsida; Solanales; Solanaceae. Gene Ontology annotation, molecular function: gamma-tubulin binding; microtubule minus-end binding. The transcript is spliced from 16 exons. The coding region runs from base 57 to 1712 and encodes 551 amino acids. The record is from RefSeq and is a predicted model, not a curated record. Gene Ontology annotation, biological process: cytoplasmic microtubule organization; mitotic cell cycle; spindle assembly.